CGCAAGGACUGACGUCCAGAACAUCCUGCCUAUAGGAUCCCGGCCGCCAGCCGAGCCCCGCUUUCCCCCCUCGUUUUAAAUCCGGCCGGCGAUGGCAGGCGGCGAAAGCGGGAGAGAUUGGCAAUGCAGCGCGGCAGCGACUCCCCAAAGUUCUUGCUUUCUGUAACUCCCGGCUUUCGGACUCGGAGCCGCCGGGCACAGCCGAAGCUGCGAGUUUAACCAGCCCUGUUUGCGAAAAUGCCUGUCACUUGCUGGUCUUUGAGUUUGAUAAUUGGCCUUCCAGAGCUGAGGAAUACUUAACAGCAAGAGAAGUCGAGGAGGAAAAGGCAAGUUUCACAAUUCAAACGAUGCUAAAACAGGUUCUACUUUCGACCUUAUGGAAACAGGACCGUGGAGUAAGCUGCAGGGGCUUUUUGGUUGGGUUAUUGACAAGAUGUGCCACAAAGUGAUAUGACUUUUAAACUCUUCUGACUGUUUAAAGCCAGCAAGGAGCAGCAAAAUUGAAGCAAGAAUUUAAUUUGAGGAAUUUUGGGACUUUCAAGGAAGAAAGCUGUUUUCUGAGAAGAGCAAAGUAGGACGAUGGCAUCUGGAGAGUGCCUUCUGCUAGACCUAGAAACAGAUAACUUCAUUUUCUAUAACAUCUCUGUGAACCAGAGUGCAAACUUCUCCCUCCUGGGGGAAGACUGGUUCUACCCAGCGUUCCUCUACGCCAUCCCCACUAUCUAUGGGAUCAUCAUUCUGAUAGGCCUUAUUGGCAAUAUCACCUUGAUUAAGAUCUUCUGUACUGUGAAAUCCAUGAGAAAUGUCCCUAAUUUGUUCAUUUCCAGUUUGGCUCUGGGAGACCUGCUGCUUUUAGUGACUUGUGUGCCUGUGGAUGCCAGCAGGUACCUUGCUGACGAGUGGCUAUUUGGCAGAACUGGAUGCAAACUUAUUCCCUUCAUACAGCUCACCUCUGUAGGGGUGUCAGUCUUUACUCUCACUGCUCUCUCAGCUGACAGGUAUAAAGCUAUAGUAAGGCCAAUGGAGAUCCAAGCAUCGCAUGCACUGAUGAAGAUUUGUGUGAGAGCUGCUAUAAUCUGGAUUGUAUCCAUGCUGCUUGCCAUCCCUGAAGCAGUAUUUUCAGAUCUGCACCCUUUCCAUGACAAAGGGACUAAUAAAACCUUUAUCAGCUGCGCUCCUUACCCUCAUUCAGAUGGGCUGCAUCCCAAAAUUCACUCAAUGGCAUCCUUUCUCAUAUUUUAUAUUAUUCCCCUAUCUGUAAUUUCAGUAUAUUAUUAUUUUAUUGCUAAGAAUCUGAUCCGGAGUGCUUACAACAUCCCCGUGGAAGGAAAUGUGCAUGUGAGGAAACAGAUUGAGUCCCGUAAGCGCCUGGCCAAGACCGUGCUGGUCUUCGUGUGCCUCUUCGCCUUCUGCUGGCUGCCCACCCACAUCAUCUACUUGUACCGCUCCUACCACUACUCCGAGGUGGACACCUCAGUGCUGCAUUUCAUUGCCAGCAUCUGUGCUCGGAUCCUGGCCUUCACUAACUCUUGUGUCAACCCCUUUGCUCUGUACUUGCUGAGCAAGAGCUUCCGGAAGCAGUUCAACAACCAGCUGCUGUGCUGCAGGGCCCGCCUGCUCAUCCGCUCGCACAGCAUGGCCAGGAGCACCACGCGCAUGACCUCCCUCAAGAGCACCAACCACUCCCUGGCCACCUUCAGCCUCAUCAAUGGCAACCACAUGUGCCACGAGGGCUGUGUCUAAAGGGCACAGGCAGGGACAUGAAUUGAUGAGCGUGGCUGCUGGACUUUGCUCCGUGGGCAUGGUGAGCAGCGCACACACGCGUGCACACGCACAUGCAGGGAGGUGUGGUGUGCUCAGAGAGCUCAGAGGAGCUUGAAGCAAUCGGCAUUUCAUCUUGGGCUCAGGAUGAAGCAUCCAGCAUUUCACCCUGGACUGAGGCAUCGCCAGAGCAUCAGGUCAUUGAGCACCAGCUAACAGGAUCUCCCUGGGAAGGGCUGCUGUGCUUUCAAUGAGAGCAAAAUGAGCACCUUAAGAUCAAAUCUUUUUUGGCUCUGCAGAAUCCUCAUCAUUUCCUGCUCAAUCCCAUACUUUUGCAGACUUGCAGCAGUGAUAAAGACCAUAUCAGGUGCACACAAUUUGUCAGAACAGUUGCAUCCAUCACUUCAUGGUGUAAUGUACUUUGACAUAGAAAUAAAUCCAUUUAAAUAAGGUAAAUACUUUUACAAAAGAGUUCAACAUAGGUCAUUUACAGACUUUUCAAGUAUUUAUUAAUGUCCUGAGUACAGUGUUAAUUCAUGGUCUAAAAGAUAUCAAGAGUUUACUGGGGCAUGUCUGUGGCCCCAUCUGAAAUGAGCACUAUCUUGCACCACGUCAAUGUGAAAGCAGUAAUGUGAAUAAAUGUGAGUUGCAAUAUG
Messenger RNA from Melospiza melodia melodia, 2417 nucleotides. RefSeq names its product gastrin releasing peptide receptor (gene GRPR). NCBI's taxonomy places the organism in Eukaryota, Metazoa, Chordata, Aves, Passeriformes, Passerellidae. The coding region runs from base 580 to 1743 and encodes 387 amino acids. The record is from RefSeq and is a predicted model, not a curated record. Gene Ontology annotation, biological process: G protein-coupled receptor signaling pathway. Gene Ontology annotation, molecular function: neuropeptide receptor activity. The transcript has 3 exons. Gene Ontology annotation, cellular component: plasma membrane.